Carica papaya (papaya) is the source of this 1214-nucleotide messenger RNA. RefSeq names its product F-box family protein (gene EID1). Lineage: Eukaryota; Viridiplantae; Streptophyta; Magnoliopsida; Brassicales; Caricaceae. The record is from RefSeq and is a predicted model, not a curated record. Gene Ontology annotation, molecular function: protein binding.
AUAUGUGUAAAUGUUAAGAAGCUUGGUGGAAUUAUGAUCAUCAUCUUUUAGUUAAACAUUUUGUUGAUCGGUGGGGAGAACCCACAAAUACCCAUCAAAAUUCCCUUCUGAUCAUCUUCUUCCCCCGCCAACAAUGACACCAAAUUUCUUCUCCGGAAUCCCAGACGACGUCGUUCUCAACAUCUUUUCCAAGCUAGAAGACGACCCCCGAAACUGGGCUCGUCUCGCCUGUGUCUGCACCAAAUUCUCCUCUCUCAUCCGUAAUAUCUGCUGGAAGAUCAAGUGUUAUAACGCCCUCCCCGCUGUCGUCUCCGAUUUUCUCUCCAUCCCCGGCGACUGGGCCUCCCUCUACAAACUCUUAGUCUGCUGCCCGGGCCUGCUCCAUGCCGGUGUCCUCCUUGACAACUCCGAUUUUGGGCUCGACCUCGAGCUCGGACCUGACGAGAAUGACCAAACUUUACCUCAUUCUCAGGGGUUGAAUCCCGUUCCAGAUCCACCCUGUUCGAGUAAUCCAGAGGGAUUCCCAUCUGGGUCUGAUUGUUCUUGGUCUCUUUUCGACGAUCUGUAUUUCGACACGGUGUAUAACCCCUCCGAUUGUGUAGAUGAUGUUGCGGAAACGGAGGAAAAAAGGGCGGUUGAAGGUGUUGGGAAAUUCUGGGUUAGUAAGAAGAGGAAGAUUUGUAGAUCGAUGAGAUCUCAUUUGGCAUCAGGGGUUUGGAAUCUGAGUAGAGAACAAGGGAAUAAACUGCUGGCGAGUAGAUUUCGAGGCGAUUGCUUGUAUAUGUGUGAGUGGCCGGGGUGUGUUCAUAUUGAGGAGAAGAGAAAUUACAUGGUGUUCAGAGGGGUAUUCAUGAAUUUCAAGAGAUCCCGUGUGUGGAGAACGGUAAACGAAGGAAGACGAAGGAAGAUUGAUGUGAAUUGUGCGUUUUGUUCGUGUAAGGAGACAUGGGAUCUGCACUCAGCCUUCUGUUUGAGGCGGGUGUUCGGGUAUCAUGACGACGGCGAGCCGGUGGUCCGAGCUUACGUUUGUGAGAAUGGACAUGUAGCCGGAGCAUGGACGGAUUGGCCGUUGUACACUUGAUGGGUAUUUUAGUAAUUACAUAUUAUAAUGUGGGUUUGAUUUUUUUUUCUUUUUUUUCAUUUGGGUAAGAGGAUUUAGUUGGAGUGGCAUGAUUAUUUUUACUAAAAAUUCGAUUGUUCAACCUUGAUUUCUA